Molecule: messenger RNA, 1270 nt
Organism: Sebastes umbrosus (honeycomb rockfish)
Lineage: Eukaryota; Metazoa; Chordata; Actinopteri; Perciformes; Sebastidae
Gene: mrpl27
Product: mitochondrial ribosomal protein L27
Exons: 4
Coding region: 480-926 (148 amino acids)
Biological process (GO): translation
Cellular component (GO): mitochondrial large ribosomal subunit; ribosome
Molecular function (GO): structural constituent of ribosome
Source: RefSeq, a predicted model, not a curated record
ACCGAUACAUCACUAAUGUUGCAUUCAAGUGUGGUAUGGAACCACCGUAAACUUUCGUUUCAUACAGCCAGUCUUUUAAGUAACAUACUGUAUUUGUUUUAUAAAAACCUAAAAGUAAUGUUAGCCAUUAACAGCUAUCAAGUGUAUUUGUGUACUGCAACAUGGCAUUUUGUAAGUCACAAUCUCAGAGUAGUUUUUUAGGUGAAUAUAUAAUUUAUAAUGCUACAAACACUGCAGGCCUUUAAGAUUUGUAGUAUUUUCUUAAUUAAGCUGACGUGAGCGUUACUUUUGAUGGCAUUUAGCUACAACUUGGGAUCUAAUGGUGUAAACAGUGUUUUCGGUGUGCUCUAUGCUGUCAUGGAUGUAAUAAUAAGAAUUGGACACGGACUAGCGCAUCUUUCUUGGGGGAACAUGAAUGCAGCAAAAGUAUCCGGAUGUGACGCAAAUACGCAAACGACGUGAGUGUGACAUCACUGAAGAUGGCAGCGCUGGCGUCCUUGAUGCUCAGGACCAGAGCAGGUCUGUUGGUACCUGGCCAGACCUCCCCUCUACUGGACUCUGUGAGGUUUGCAUCUAAGAAGGCUGGUGGCAGCAGUAAGAACGUCGGAGGAAAGAGCCCUGGUCGGAGAUAUGGCUUCAAGAAACAGGAUGGUAAUUUUGUCCAUGCGGGUAACAUCCUUGCAACCCAGAGGCUGAUGAGGUAUCACCCAGGAGCACAUGUGGGGAUGGGAACCAACAAGACGCUCUUCGCUCUGGAGGACGGCUACAUCACGUUCACCAAGGAGGUCUACGUCCCGGCGCCACGCAGCCUCGAGGCCACCCGGGUCAUCACCAAACUGCCAAAAGGAGCCGUGCUCUACAAAACCUUCAUCAGCGUCCUGCCAAUCAAACAGGAGGGCAAGUUUAAGCUGGUGGACAUGGUCUAAAACGGACCGGACUGGACUUGGGACGGCAUUGUUUCCCAGGUAUUCUUGCGGUGGCCCGGGAUCGAGACGGAUUUGUUUCAAACAACACUUUCCGGUGAUCUAAGUGAACAGCAGAACGUCGGUGGGAAUGUGAAGACUCUCGGCCUCCUCUUUGGCUUUCUGUCUCCACGUUCCAUAAUUAUGUGACACACUCUACUGCGCCUAUUAGACACAGGUUAAACUACACAGAAAAAUCCCCUCUGUGUAUUUACAGAAAACAUAACUUACCACCUUAAUGAGCUGAGGUGCCAUUGCCGUAAUACUGAACAUGUACUGUAUUAAAGUUUUAUAUGUUAAAGUCUUUA